UUUGCGUAAUUUGCAUAUUUCUAUCGCAGCUGUCAUGGCGGACGAAAAACAGCAGACAAGUGCCAUUUUUAAGAGGCACGAACAAUUAAAAAGAUGGGAAGAUUCAGACACAAAUAAGUGCUUAAACCAUACUUUAGGAAAAGAAAAAAAAGUGAAGUUUCAAGAUGGAUGUGUAUUUUUAGCCGCUUGUUCUAGCGGGGACAGUGAUGAAGUGAAAAGGUUACUCGACAGAGGAGCUGAUAUAAACACUGCAAAUAUCGACGGUUUGACAGCGUUACAUCAGGCAUGUAUAGACGACAAUCUGGAUAUGGUAGAGUUCCUGGUGGAACAUGGAGCCGAUGUUGAUGUAUGUGAUAACGAGGGGUGGACCCCACUCCAUGCCACAGCCUCAUGUGGCUUCACAGAAAUUGCCAGAUACUUGCUGCGACAGGGAGCGAAUGUUGCUGCCGUCAACAAUGAUGGUGAUUUACCGUUUGAUAUAUGUGAAGAUGAUACUAUGGAGAAACUGUUACAAGAAUGUAUGGAUGAACAAGGUGUGGAUGCAGAUGCUGCACGACGUGAAGAAGAAGAUAGUAUGAUGGAGGAUGCCAACCAGUGGUUGAACAGUGUUCAAAAAGGCGAAUCAAUCGAGGAAUUUAAACACCCGAAAACUGGGGCCACAGCUCUUCAUGUAGCUUCCGCUAAAGGAUAUGUCAAAGUUAUGACAAUAUUGUUACAAGCAGGUUUUGAUUUGAAUGCUAAAGAUACAGAUGGUUGGACAGCACUUCAUGCAGCAGCUCACUGGGGACAGGAAGAAUCAUGUAAAAUACUCGCAGAAAACAUGUGUGAUAUGGAGGCAAAGAAUCUGGCUGGCCAGACAGCUUUCGAUGUAGCAGAUACAGAGUUAGUGAAGCUACUGGAGGAACUUAAACUUAAACAAGCAUCACUGAAAGACCAACAGAAAGACUUACAGAUCAUCCAGACGAGGUUACCAGCGUCACGGAGAAGCCGUAACGAUCCUGCAAGGAGUUCUGUAACACGUAUGAGUGUUGAACAGAAGCACAAUGUGAUGAAGAAUGUGGACGGCCAGGAGCGAGCCACUCUCGAUGUGAUUCCACCGGCAACCGAGGAAGAAAAGGCAAAGAGCAGCUCUAGUUCCUGUAGUGAGGAGGAGGAGUCAGAAUCAUCUACAGAAUCUGAAACAGAAAAGAAGAAUGAAAUCAACAAAAAGACAUCUCAACAGAAUCAGCCUCGGGACCGAGACAAGCCCCCGAUAAUGACAACCGUGGAAAUUAAAGAGAAACAGACCCCAGAAAUGCCCAAAAUUGAGGAGUCUGUGGAAACUACGGAAAAAGAAAAUAUUAAGUUUAUGGAUGAUGAGAAUGAAGAGCUUAAAAAUGAGCUUAAGAAAGAGGCGGAGGUUAUAGGUGAUGGUCUCAAGAAAGACAAGAUCUUCAAUAAUGAUAAAAAGGACAUUCAGAAAGAAGAAAAGGAGAAGGAAAUCUUGAAACCAGAGAAAACUGACGAUACUCUGAAGAAUAAGGAAAUUGUUAAUAAUAACAAAGAGGAGAAGAAAGAAUUAGAUCUCAAUGAAGAGAAAAAGAAAGAUAUGGACAAAGAUGUUGAUAAAGUCAAGGUCAUUGAAAAGGUCAAAGAGACAGAUAUUGAUAAAGAUACACCAUUGAUUGAAAAUGUCGCCCCUAAGAAAGACCGAGCGGGUUUGAAGCGAACUGCGAGUGCUCCGCCAAGCAUAACCGAGGUACCAAAGAUUUCCAUUAAUACGAAAUUGUUGAAAGACGACAAUAAGGGCGAGAAUGAGAUUCCGUCAUGGCGACUCGGUCUCCGGAAAACUGGUAGUACGAGCAUGGUUCCACAUGAUUCCUCGGUUAACAAACCAGUCGAGGAGGAUAAAAAUUUACCUCGCUCAGCAUCAAGUCCCAGAAUUGGCGAGGAGGAUGAAAAUAAGAAAAAUGAAAAGAACGAUAAACCAGUGACCAGACGACCCUAUCUCAGUUCAUCCUCAUUUUCGACAGCCGAUCACAAUAACUCUAGUGUGAGUGAAAGACUUCAACGCUGGAGAAGGUCACAGGGUCUAACCAACCCAUAUCGCUACUCUGCUGGCUCCGGUCUAAACUCCACAACAUCCUAUCAAUCCUCAUACGUCCCCUAUUACCGUCGGCAACAGCUUGAAAAUGAACGAAAAGAGCGGGAAAAAUCGGAUAAAGAAACGGGCAAUAAGGAAAAUGUUGCGAAUAAUAGAAUAUCAGCACCAACAUCACUGCCUGUAACGUCGUCUACAGUCACAACGGCGUCCACUAUCUCGACAACAUCUAGUUCAACAACUAUCACUACCCCAACCUCAUCAUUUACUCAUUAUCGGAAGUCAUAUGAACCCCCAAAGAGAGAUGAGGAAACUGAGAUGUUGAGAAAAGUACGAGCCAAACGUGCCAGGGAAACCAGACGGUCAACUCAAGGUGUCACUCUUGAAGAAGUUCAGCAAGCAAAUGAAGUGUUACGAAAGUCUGAACCAAUUGAUCCAAGUGCAACAUCAUCAUCUGCUGCCACAACAACAUCAGCUGCGGAUCGUAGCAAAAGUUCUAGUGAUGAUAGAAAAUCUCAGGAUACUACUGACUCUGUAAAUAAAGACGCUAUAUCUAGUGAUAGAGACGUUAGUAGCAGAUUGUCUGCUGACGUUACUAGUAAUUUACGACGGACUAAUUCCGCUUUGGAUUCAGAUAGUUCUUCUUUAUCUUCAUGGCGUCGUUCAAGAGAUAUAGAAGGGAAUAAAAAAGAUGAUGAUACAGCAACCAGAAGCAGUAGUUUUCGACGGUCCCGGGCAGAUAGAGAUCUUACCAGUAGUGCUCCUUCUAGUAGCUUCUAUUCCACAGAUUCAACAUAUGUACCUCGAAAUCGUUCAGAUCGUACUGAACGAAAUGCCUUAUCAGUAGCAGAUAUAGGAAAUACUAGUCUAGGUGGAAGUGUUAAUUUAACUAGGUCAACAUCUUUACGAACUGAUAGAUUACGAUCUGCAGAAGAUGAUAGUAGUCGAAUUGAAUUACGUCGCGAUAGAGAAAAAGAGAAAGAAAAAGAAACAAAUAAAGAGGAUAAGGGAGACAAGGAUGAUAAACGGCCAGAGUCAGCGGCAAUACGCAGUCGUAGAAUGCGGAGAGAACGAAGGUCCACGGGCAUUGCUAAUUAUACUCCAGAAGUAAUUAAGAGGAUAAGGGAGAGUGCCCAACAGUGGGCUGGGGAAAAAGAAAAUAACAAAGAUGAUGAAGACGAAAAAGACAAGGAGAAUAAAGAUGACAGUAAAGAUGAAAUCAAAACAGAUACUGAUGAUAAGACUAUAGAUCAAAACAUUGAGAGAUGGAGGUAUCUGGCUGGUAUGAGUUCACGAUACAACAGAUAUGGUUCAACAUCAGAUGUUCCUGGACAUCUUACGACAGCCAGACCUAGUUCAUACAGCGAGUACUCACGAUCCUCGACCGCCCUAGAUAAAGACUAUAAAAAGUUAUAUGAAGAUGAAAAGCAUGAAAAAGAGCGAUUAAAACGCGAAUUAGAACAAUGUAAAAAAGAGUUAAGGGAAGCAAAGCUAGAAUUAGACCGGCAGAUGAAGAAAAAUGAGGCCAAUAGAGUAUCUGAUACAAAUGAUAAACGGGAAAGAAGGGCAUUAGAAAGAAAAUUGUCAGAAUUAGAAGAAGAAAUUAAGCAUAUGGACAAAAUAAGAGCAGAAAAUGCUAAACUUAAAGAGGAAAAUAGAGCGUUAACGCGAGUGGUUGCCAAGCUUUCAAAAUAGAAAAUGGAUCAAUUAAAGGAAGAUAACCGGCGGUUACGGGAAGAAAAUGGUGCUCUGAUACGUGUUAUAAGUAAACUUUCGAAAUAGUCACAUCAGAACUCCUUAGUCUUGUAAAUGUAUUAACAGUCCCUGUCGCUGCCAACUGUACAUUUUAUACACUUCAUGAAAUUUGUUACAAACAUUCAGUUUGUGUUACUGUGAAAUUGAUACUAUUAACAGAAUAUAUAGGUUAUGUAUAUAAAGUUGUAUUGAUGAAGAGAAUUUUCAUUCUUGUCAAAGUUUCUAGAUUCUUUUAUUGGAAGCUUAGUUUUGUUUUCUUUAUGGGUAUCUAAAAACUUCCGCUAUCAUAUAUAAGAUUUAAAUAGGAUAUAUGGUAUGUGCAUAAGACAAUAGUAUGUCAGUUUGAUACUAAGCAGCUGAUGAUCUAUAUUUAAGUUGGAAAUAAAGUAACACUCUUGUAACAGAUUUCAUCAGAUGUGUGAAAUGGACUUUUGGACGUCAGUUGACGAUAUUUAAAAAGUGCAAUUUUCGCUAGAGUUAGCUGUAUGUGAUAUUGGUCUCGUUUCAGUAUCUUACAUCCUCGGCUUAGUGUAACAAAGCUCUGUCUGUUACUGUAAACUUACAACAGUUAGUAGCUUUAUAUACUGAGCUGACUAAAGUCAUAUAUAUUUGAUCUGCAUUUUAUUGCGGAGGAAUUCUUCAUAUCUGCAAUUGUCAUUUCAAGUUUUUGUUUUUUGCAAAAGGAAAUAGGGUGUAUUGUAUGUUUGGUAUAAGUUGCUCUUUGCCGACCAUAAGAUAUUGAUAUUAUAAUUAAGUUAUGGGAAAUUGUGUCAAAAGACAUUAUUUAAUUGUGUACUUGUAGAGGAUUUAUCUCUGUUUUACAGAAAUUGUUCAAAGUUUACUUUGUGCUGUCGAAGUUUCAUCUAAAACUUAAAGCAAAUUUAUCCGUAAAUGAAAAAAGAACCAUGAAAAUGAGUAAAAACGAACAAGAGCAAAGAAAUUUUGGUAAUCGACAGUACAAAUAAAUUCGUAAUAUCCAGUGAAAAAAAAUGUAAUCUUUUAUUUUCUUAACUUACUCAAGAUGUAUCUUCUGUUUCAUAUCACUGUGUAUUAAUUAAUUUCACUCUUUAUUAUAGUAAUCUAUCCUGUCAGAAUCUGGACAAUUGUUGUAACCAUGGUAACCCUUAACAAAGUUGUUAUUUACUCAUAGGGUUUUUUUGUUUUUUUUUCAUGUAUAUGUAUUCGUAGCUCGUGUAGUUACAGUUUUUCGUGUAGGAGGACUUUUUAUGUCGUGUAACAAUGUUUUUGAUGGUACAAUAUUUGUAGGUGGUGAGAGAUUUAUGGUUACAAAAUGUCACAUGACUUCCUCAUUUGCAUAUUACAUGUUGUCCUUGUGUAUUGAUUAAUAAGUCGUGUAUUGAAAUUGAGCUGUUGUAUUUCAUUUUGCAUAAAAUUAAUGAUGUUUGUAUGAAAAAUAAAAACAUUGGUGCAGAAAGGCUAUAACUGUCAAGAUAUCUUUUUUGCAUCAAUAUUGUAGAGAGUGUUUUAAAAAGUGAAAGUUUUCCAGCUGCUGUGCUUAUUUAAGUAUUGCCGAUGUAUAAAUGUUCAAACUUGGUGCUAUUUAUUCAUAAUCACAUGCUUACUGAAGAAAAUCUGUAAACUGCCGAUGCUUUAAGCGUUUUAAAUUUAGUUGAUUUUCAGUGCUUUUCAUUUUCAAAGUUCCAAAUUUAUUCACAUAAUUUAUAGUAAGUAAGGUACCGGUAUCAGAAUUUCUAACGCAUCUUUAAGUGUAUAGUUAUCUGAUAGAAACAAAAAAUUUCCAUGUAUUGUAAGUGCCUUAUCACAGCAGGAUAAUCCAAGAUUUCAGUUAUUCGCAAAAUAUCAAAUGAACAUAAAAGGUAUUUAGGAACUGAACGUAUAAAAUGUUCAAGAAUUGGAACACAAAAGGUGUUGAAGAAUUUUACACAAAAAUGUGUUUAGAAAUUGAACAUGUAAGGUGCUUAGGAACUGAACAUAAAAGGUGUUUGGGAAUUGAACAUAUAAGAUGUCUAAGAAUUGAACAUACAAUUUUAUAUAUAGGAGCUCAUUAAUCCUGUAUAACUGAUCUAAUUGAUCAUCUUAACUGUGAAACUUACUGAAUGAGAUUAGUAGAGUAGAUUGCUUACAGCAUGUAUAGAUAUGAAGUUUUGUAAAUAGAAAAUAUUUAUCCCAAAAAUUAUGUAAAUAAUGUAAAAUACAUGUACAUAUGUUUAGGAAGCCAACUACUUGUACGCUAAGCCUCAUUAUGCAAUUGUUUCCUUUAGAACUUAUUAUUGAUCUCACUGACUGUAAAGACUGUACGUUUAUGAUUUGAACACCCUGUGUUUUGGAUUUGAACAUUGCUUACAAUUUUAGACAGUGUGCUAGUGGCUUUUGCUUUGUGACUGCAUUGAAUUGUUGCUGCCAGUGAAUGAAAUAUCUUGCCAAGUAAAUGUGAGCCAUUUAUAAUUUUUUUUUCAUUAAACUUACCCUUUUAUUGUUAUCUCAUGAAUCAGUGCUUACAUAAUUGUAUUUUCACUAUCUUAUGCAUUAUUUUUAAACGUUUUAUUAUGUCAUUAAUAUGACAAGAUGAUUUUGACCAAUCAGGUCAGUCACAUGACACUGCCAUAUUUUGUUCUACUCAUUUGAUUGGUCAAAACUCCAUGUGAUAUUGUUUUGUUGUUGUUGUUUUUGUUGGUCUUUAUAGCAUAAUACCAGUUGAGAUGAUAAAGCACAGAAUAUAAAAUUCCCUUAACUGUGUGUGGCCUUUAUGUCUUCAUAGUUAUUGUCCUAAAUAUUUCAGAAUUCUUACAUUCAUGGACAUUAUAUAGGUCAUAUUUGUAUAUAAUGACUCCGGUCAUUUUAUAUGACCCUGACCUUUGUUAUUGAAACCUCUUUUGGUGACAUGUUGGAUCAAAAGUUUGUAGAAUUCUGACCAUUUUUGCUGAUGCAUGAAGACAUUUUGCUCACAUACAAUUAGUCUGUGUGUAAGUAUUUCAUAGAUAGAGUAACAAGCAUGAUGGUACCUAGCAACCUUGUCUGGAGCCUUGGUUACUGUUGUUGCUAGGCAACAGUAACCAAGGAUCAUUUCAAGGUUGCCCAGUGAGCUUGUACAGGUGACAUGUAGGACCUGUACCUUGUUUGUAGCUCUCCCACAUGAAAUAUUUAAAGGGUUAAUUACAUGAAUGCCAUAACUUCACCAUUUCAAGUUAGGACAUUCAUGAAUUCAGACCAGAUUUCAUGUUUUACAUUUUGCAUUAUUAUUCUUCAUAUCUUUUCAUUAGUUGUGCCCAAUUUUGUUGCAACUAAUGUCUUUUAGUCACUAUUCAUGUAUAUAAAGUUAGUGUAUAUAAAUGAAUACCUGGUUUAGUUUGAUGUUCGAACUGAACAAAAGAAUGAGGAAAAGAUAAAAGAAAUUAACAAUAACAUUUUGUAUAAGUAGGCUUAAAUACAAACUGUUGAAAAUUAUGUCCCUGAUACACAUAUUUAUCACAUAUUUUGGCCUCCUAUGCAAAUGUAUUGUAUUUCUUCAAACGAAAAGUAUAAUAUAUACUAUGUGAUGACCCUUUGAAAUAAAUGAAUUUAAUUUUUGACCUUCAAAAUUAUGUUUAUUUUACUCUAGUACAGAAGUUGUUAUGUCUUACAGGCAUUGUACCUUGAGUGUCGGGUUGGACUCGAGCCUUGCACAACAGUUUCAAUUAUGUUCUUAGCAUUUAAGCUCGUGAUAGUCUUGUAAUAAAGAACUUAUUCCAUACUUUUUUCUUGGCAUUAAACACUUGAUACUCUUCUACAACAUUUUCCAUUUCUUGGCAGUAACACUGUUAAACUCCUGUACACCAUUGUCCAUUAAAGAACUUAGAAACACUUUAAAAAUCUUUUUUUUUACUGAAAGUAUUGUGCAUUAUGUGUUCUGUUAGAGUAACGGUUGUCCAGGGUGACAUGUUGGACCCUCGUUCUGUAUCACAGUGAAUGGUCUAUUCUUCUCUAAAAAUUUCGUAGCAUUCGUAAUGAUACAUUUUUAUUGUGAAAAUACUUACUUGAAACCAUUUUAAAGGGUCACACAUAGUAUGUUGAAACAGAAGGUUGGUAAGGGUUAAAAUGUUGCCUCAGAAACUGGUCGAGGCUGUUCCUUGGUUUCUGACAGCAUACAUUGGCUCUACAGAGAGAACCAGCCUUUAGAAACUAGAAUAAAGUUUUCUUUGGCCUUCACAAGUACAACCCUUACCUCAGCUUCACUACAGUGAGAGAAAGUAAAACAGUCACUGUAGUGAAGGACUGAACUCUGAUUUUGACUUGGAAGUUUUCUCUAGGACUAAAUUGUACACUGACCUGAGAUGAUACUUGCACAGAGUCAAAGUCACAGUUUUCACCUGUCAGGUACAGAACAUACAUUGUCUUGACAGAGAAAUCUGUCAUUGUCAACAUUAUUUGUGCAUGAAAGCUGCUCUGUUUGGAUAUGUACCUGUGAAGUUUUUUUUUCACGGCAAAGUUUCCUGACAGAGUUACGUCCCUUAGGUGACAUGUUGGAUCUAAGGCUUGCACAAAUUUCAUUUGAUCAUUACAGAUACAUGUACCAUGUAAAUGAAAGCUGCUUUUAAUGAUCCCUAUUGAUCAUGCAUUCAUAUACAUGGUGCUUUUUUGUUAUGGAUAGAUAUAGCUGUCUUUUGCUAGCAUUGGAAUUGAAGUGGCUUUUUUCGUUACAAACUUUCGUUUAGCUUUGCCUUAGUUGUGUUUGGUUUGUGGUUUGCUUCAAUAGGAUUUAGGAUCGGGGAAAUUUGGCUGAAAGGAACAAUGCUUUAUAUAAAAGAUAUGCUAUCCUGAAUUUAUUUAUUUACUAGUAUUAACUAGUCGUUUUAUCUUCCCUCGUCUUUCAGUAGGGAUUAUUUUUCAUCCAGUUCUAAAAGUCUGUAGCUAAUUUUAUAGGGGUAUAUUCAAAUUUUAACAAUUAAUGAAGGGUGAUAGAAGUACCAUAUGUAGCAAGUUUCCUGCAAGAAUGCCCAUUUUAAAGAUGAAAAACAUUUUUAUUCCAAGCAAAUAUUGAUUAAUUAAAAAAAGUGUAAGCUUGAGAAUAAAAAGAAUACCCUAUGUUAUAUUAAAGUUUACAUGAUACAGUUGUUGCUUCUAGGUUUACAUCGAAAACUAUUUCCCACAUUAUAUGCCAGUAUUUUUGACAUGUAGAUUUUGUAUAUAAACUGUAGGUAGCUUCAAGAAGUUUGUAUGAUUGUUUUUAAACUUGUACAUUUACCAGAAGUGCUGACUAAACAUGUGCUCUGGGACACAGUCGCUGGAAUACUUUCACUUAACUGAUGUUGUUUUAUUUUCAGAUUAUAUGUUCUGAUGUACUUAUUUUAUAGGCAAAGUUGUGUUUAUGAAUUAAAGACAACACAAAUCAGAUUUUAAAGGCAUCUUGGCCCUUGGUAUGCAGAUUUUAAUUGAUUGCAUAAGAAAGACAAGAAAAAUGUUACAUGAAAUGGGGAAAUGAUUUUACAUAGGAAUAUUCUGUAUACAUACGGUAAAUUGUUCUUGUCAAUAUUAAGGAUGACAUUUACAAAUAAAACUGUUAUGUUGCUUUAAGACUUAUAACAAAAUACAGUUCUUAUUUGGAAUACAUAUUUAUAUCUUGAUUUAUUUGUUAUUAGUUAAUGGAAUUAUUAUGCUAAUCUACUAUUUAUUGGAUUAUUAUACUAAAGAAUUAACUAUUACAUAUGCAUAUUAGGAAAGUAAUGUUAUGCAAAUGAGGAAGUUUUAUGCAAAUGAGGACAGUCAGUGAUAGUUGGUAACUAUGUAAGGUUUUCAUAUCAUAACAAAAACAUGUCCGCUUUUUAUGUACAUAAUGUUUUUGUAUUGUUUCUAUGACUAUGUACAAUUAUUACUAUUAUUAUUAUCAUGUAGCAAAUUAGUUAUGAGUUAUCCACAAUAAUGAUAAUAAUAAACCUGUUUUGCAUUA
Mercenaria mercenaria is the source of this 9740-nucleotide messenger RNA. RefSeq names its product protein phosphatase 1 regulatory subunit 12C-like. The transcript is spliced from 29 exons. Gene Ontology annotation, molecular function: phosphatase regulator activity; protein kinase binding; enzyme inhibitor activity. Gene Ontology annotation, biological process: signal transduction. The record is from RefSeq and is a predicted model, not a curated record. Gene Ontology annotation, cellular component: cytoplasm. Lineage: Eukaryota; Metazoa; Mollusca; Bivalvia; Venerida; Veneridae. Bases 35 to 3775 code for a protein of 1246 amino acids.